Molecule: messenger RNA, 1206 nt
Organism: Protopolystoma xenopodis
Lineage: Eukaryota; Metazoa; Platyhelminthes; Monogenea; Polystomatidea; Polystomatidae
Source: the annotation of a GenBank genome assembly
AUGCGUCCACUGCAUGGUUUUGUGCUGGUCCGGCUGGUCGUAGCCAUCUGCCUGCCAUGGAGCGACGCUGGACACCCGACCAAUGCUGUAUCUUCACUGGCCAGGCCGUCCGACGAGGCCAGCGAAGACGGCUUUGCAUUGCACCGGUUCUACACCGAAACUAACGAAGAGAUUCCCGUCGGCAGCGCCCUACUCGACUUGUCCGCCGCUAUUUCGGCCACCACUUACGUUCAGCCGGCAUCACUUGCGUCCACUGACGACACGGCACUAACCGAUCCAUCCAACCAUCUUCAUCUUGACUAUCGCAUUUCAGAAGGUCUGGACGCCGCUCUGUUUCGUGUCGACACACAAACCGGUCAGUUGGUGACUGCGGCCCGACUGGAUCGUGAAGCUCUUUGCGCCAGCCAACGGGCCCAGUUCUGCUGCAAGCCCAACAGCCGGAUUCCCGGCAACCUGAUACAGUUGAGACCUUUAUCAGGCGGCUCGGAGGGCCGCUUUGAGGGCACCCUCUCCUCAUCUUCUUCUUCCUCUCCCUACGCCCAUCCUGUUUCGUCUUCAGCAUCCCCAACCGGUCCGUCUCGUCCUCCGGUACCCGCGGGCCAAGUGUGUCAUUUGGCCGUACAGAUCAGCGCAACACCGCGGCCCGUCGACCCGGAGACGGCCGCAACCACGGCCGAAGGUCAGAAUCCCGGCAUCACCUCCGCCCAAUUGGGUCAGCCGGUCAGCAACCACGCUUUGCGUCCUCAGCCUCCCAUCAACCAGCCUGGCGACCAACUUAGCCUUAUUCAAAUUUACGUCCGACUGCACGACAUCAACGACCAUGCACCUCAAUUUUUGUCUCGCCAGAUCCUACAACACAUUGGCCCCGGCGCCGGAGGCAGCAUCACCGUGCCUGAGGACAGUCAGUCGAGCGGAGUGUUGCAUCAUUUUGUCAUUCAUGACGCCGACGUGGGACAAAACGGUCUUCAAGAGGUCCGUCUCGAGGUGGUCCCGUUGGUAGCGCCCUCGGCCGGUUCGAGCAAUGCCUCUCGAGUCCCGGGUGGCCUCAUCUCUUCUGUCGAGUCGUCGACGGAGUCGGGUCGCCCGGGAGCCGAGUCUUGGCCGCUGCUGCCCAACGAGCUCCUGGAGCCUUUCAGUCUGCGCCGCACCCGAGACGGCGCCAGCCUCGUCUUGAAGGGCAGACUGGACCGUGAGGUCGUCUCCGCC